GAUACGUCGAAUUCAGCUACGCUAUUCACGUAGCUGAAUUUGCGUAUCUUAAAUCGACUCCCCCCUGUAGUGUAGAUGUACCCUGAGUCCUGAUGUUUGAACAAUACCAGGGGCUGCAGGAACAGACUUAGAGCUACAUGUCGAUCAUCUUCAAUUCUGAUAACAACAGCAGGUUAGAGAAUGGUGGUGGGCUCACUUGCUUCUCGUUGGAGGAUAAGAGUCAGAGCCUGGUAUAGAGUUGUUCAGCUGUUGUUUGUUAGACUCUGUGGUGGGAACACCUCUGCCUGCAGAAACUUUGCUAAGUAAAGCCUGCAGGCUCUGUACAUAGCUCGUUGGCUUUUCACCCACAUCCUUUUUGGUACCAAGGAGCCUUGCAAAUGAUUCAUCCCAUCUUCAGCCUUUCCAAGAGGAGAUCCCACUGCCCCAGGUAUACAUUAUAGCCAUUACAAAUAUUAUUUAUUUUACUGCACCCCAACGUGUGCCAGGCACCUCCUGGACCCUGUGAACUGCUACCCCCUGAACAGCAGUGGUUACUGUUACAGAUCUUGAGAGGCACCAUAGCCAAGACCCUGGCAGAAAGCUAUGGUGGUAGAAAGGGAAGUAUCCUGCAAUAUUAUCAGUACAGCUGGAUUUAACAUGAGCAGCUCUUUCCUUUUCCAGGUGUGUGACUGUAGUAGCCUUGGUCAUAUGGAUGGUGCCCUCUAACACUACAGCUCUCCCUAUUGUGCUGUAUCAGGGCUGGUACUAGAAUCACUGCCAUCCAUCUAAUCUGUAGAAUUGCUAAGGUGCUUGUCUCAGGUAUCUCAGCUCUGACCUCCUGUCUCUCACCUGCAUUCACUCUUCCAUUGAUACGUGGAGGGUGCCUGAGUCCUAAGCAACCCAUCCCCUGAACUGCAAUAUCCAGUUAGUCUUUAUUCUGGGCAAGCGACUUUGAAAGGCAGCAAUCUCUUGGUUGUGAGAGUUGUAUGUACCUGUAGCCAACCUGGUUUGGUAAAGACUGGAAUCCUUAGUGUGACAGCUGUCUGAUGGCCAAUGUCAAACCUGAAAAGACAACACCAGCAUAUUCCUGUGAAUUACUGGGGGUUGCACUGAAAUAGCCAGAACUUCUGAGCACAGAGACAUUAGAAAUAUUAGACUUGCUGCUGAUUUGUCUUUACUCUUACUGAAGUCUGGUUGGUCUUAUGAUCAGAGCUGCUCCAGCCACUGCUAGGGUUGAGCCCUGGGGUUUCAGAGAGGUAAAAAAACCUGCUCUGGACUCUGGAAGAAGAAAACUUGACCUGGAUAUCUGCCAGCCUGGAAUGGACCCUGUGGAGCAGAUUUUACUCUUUUACGUCAAUGUAACUGAGGGCAGAUGCUGGCUUCACAUCUCCUCCUUGAAUAUAAGUACUUCAGUCCCAUGCCAUGAACAAUAGCCCCUUGCUCGAACAGUCCUUGGAGCUGUCUUGGAGAACACUUCUAUGGGGCAUUCAUUCCAGGAUAGGCACAGGGCCCAAUUUCUCAAAGGUAUUUAGGCACUUAACUCCCAUUGACUUUGGUGCCUAAAUACUUUUGAGGGUCUAGCCAGGGGUUUGCAAAGCUAGCUCCGUUAGGGCCCUGUUUCAGCCCCUCCCUAGCCUUGGCAGCAGCUCUCCAUUUCAAAGUGCUUUACCGUUCGUGGAUGAUUCAUUUGUGAAGUUCCUGACGUGGGGGCGUCACCUUGGGUCUCAGAGCUGUAGAUGAAUGGGAAUCGUACAUUUUAGAAUAUUUAGCAAAGGAUAAUGCAAAACCCAGAAAAACAUAUAGAGACAGCAGGAGAAAUGCAAUUCCCUCUGGGAAGUUAUUGAUCUUUUAGGGCUUGAGAAGAAAGAGCUCUUUCAAUGCACUUGUAUUGCCCUGUACACGUACCUUGCUGUGCCUCCAGCUUCCCUCUCUGUCCCUGAUGGGUUAUAACACAGAAUUGCCACGCACAAUCCUGUAUGGUCCAUGGCCCUUUGCAGGGCUCAGGAUCUGCAGCACGUCCUUUCGAAGCCGGGUUCCUGAAUCAGUGCCUUGAGCUGCCCAGCUCUCUGGAAAAGGCUGACAGGGAGGCCUCAGCCCACGAGGCUAUAAAAAGCGCUCCAUACACAAUCAGGGGAGGACAGGCUUACAAACCCAAGUAUGUUGCUCUCAGCUUUGGCCAAACAUUUCUGAUAACCACAGCCAGGCGAGGGCUGUAAUUUCCCUGUUUUAUAUAUAGAGGGAGAUGGAGCUGUGCCUCAGGCAGAGACUAUAAAAAGGACCUGCCCUGCACUGGCUCCCCUUACAGGCUGCUACCACAGGAGAGCUGAGGAUUUCGCCUUCCAGGACCAUGGACACGUCUUACCCUCGUGAGGACUACCUGCCCAUGACGUCCCGCAAGCAGGACACUUCUCCCACCGUCAUCACCAUCGGACCCUCCGUAGUGCCCCGGGACCACCUGAUCUGGUCCAUCUUCAACACCAUCUACAUGAACCUCUGUUGUUUUGGCUUAGUGGCUCUUGCCUACUCCGUCAAGGCACGGGAUCAGAAGGUGGCUGGUGACAUCGAGGCCGCUCGCCGCUUCAGCUCCAAAGCCAAAUGCUAUAACAUCCUGGCGAUGGUGUGGAGCCUGCUGCUGCCACUGCUGCUCAUUGCCCUGGUGAUCACAGGUGUGAUCCACCUCUCCAAGCUCGCUCAGGAAUCGAUGGACUUCUUCAACUACAAGUUGUUCGCUAACGACGAUGACGGAAAGUGAUCCAGGGGCCUUGCGGGCUCCUGGAAACACAUGUGGGCCACUCUGGUAGCCUCCUAAAAACACUGCUAAUCCAGUAUAACCCAGAAAACCAAACCACCGCACAUUGCAACCUCUGUUGUUGUAACCCAAAGCAACCAAUGCCUCACACCAACUACAAAGCACCACUGAGGUAUUCAUGUGCCCCGGAACUCAUUUCACAGCUUGCCCUUUGAUGUGGUCUGAGGUGUGAAAAUAGUUCCUUUUGCAUCCUGGUAGUUUGCAUGGACUCGUGCUCAAGAUAGCUGAGUCUGUGCACUGUGGUUCCUCUCCUCCUUUCCUUCUCCUUUGGUCUUUAUUUGUCCUGGGAUCUUGGCUAUGGGGUGUUAUCGACUUCCCUUGGAACCCUAUUCUUUUGUUACUGUGUCUAACGCUGGCUGCGCCAUUAGUCUAACCUUGGUUGUUACUAUUUAAGUGAUUAAAUAACUUCACAAAUCACAA
Chrysemys picta bellii (western painted turtle) is the source of this 3208-nucleotide messenger RNA. RefSeq names its product interferon induced transmembrane protein 5 (gene IFITM5). Gene Ontology annotation, cellular component: plasma membrane. The record is from RefSeq and is a predicted model, not a curated record. Gene Ontology annotation, biological process: bone mineralization; bone morphogenesis. Lineage: Eukaryota; Metazoa; Chordata; Testudines; Emydidae.